Haplochromis burtoni (Burton's mouthbrooder) is the source of this 1984-nucleotide messenger RNA. Its product is annotated as tripartite motif-containing protein 16. The coding region runs from base 945 to 1841 and encodes 298 amino acids. The transcript is spliced from 2 exons. NCBI's taxonomy places the organism in Eukaryota, Metazoa, Chordata, Actinopteri, Cichliformes, Cichlidae. The record is from RefSeq and is a predicted model, not a curated record. Gene Ontology annotation, molecular function: zinc ion binding.
UUUAAUGUCAGCACAACAAUGGAAAAAUUGCUCUGUGGAUUUCGUAAUUCCAUGUAAGUCCAUGUCUUUUCUACCCUAGCACAAAAGUGUGUUUGCCCAUCAAACUCUGAUCAUUUUUUCUAACACGUCCAUAUUUCUGCAGUUAAACUUGCCUGACUCUGCCUGUUCGCUAUUUGUUUUAGCAGUGCAAAGUGCAAACUAACUUCCAGAUGAUCCAAACUUUUGUACGGUGCUACUGGAUUUAUAAAUAACUGAGAGACCAGGCUAGAAAACACUUCUGUUCAUUGAGCUGGAGUCAAACAAAGAGCAGCAGAGAUUCUUUCAGGACUGAAUGAGAUUCAACAAGUCAGAUCAGGAGAUCCAGAUUUAAAUAAACAUCUAAAAACACCGGCCGAUCCAUAAGCUGUUCUGUGUGAAAGAGGAAAGAAAACCAGCAAAGAAGACCUGUAUGAAGUGUGAGAACUCCAGUAUCCUCUUUGUUUCAUUUAAUGAUGAUGCUUAUUUUGGAGCUAAAUGAAGAUGUGGUUCUGUACAAACAUAUGAAGUGAGAAAAUGUGAAUAUUAAAUAGCUCCUAAAAUCAAUCUUGUGCUAAUUAUAACUGGCUUAUUGCUGCCUGGAUUUUAUAGAUUGCUUAUUCAGUGUUUUAACAUUUUGAGUGUUUCCUGUCAAUCUUGGAGGAAAUUAAACUGAAUUGCAAACAUUAUAAAACAGCUGCAGUCACAUUUGUCUGACUCCACCCCUUCAGUGUGGAGUUUUCAGGGAAUUGAAAGUGUGGUGCAGCACUCCUGAGCAGACUAAACAGGUUGAUCAGAAGCUGGCAAGAAAAGAACAAAACUCAGGGGUUCAUCAAAUUCCAAAUUUUUUCUAAAAAAGAGUUGACAAGGACUUUGUUCAACACUGAAUUAUACUCAACAAAUCUAAGGAGGACCUCCUGCUGGAAAACAUGUCUGACAGCAUACAAACAAAAAGGAGAAGAACAGAUCCACAAACUGUCCUCUGUGACAUGUGUGCAGAGGACAGGAAACCAGCAAAGAAGACGUGCAUGAAGUGUGAGAUCUCUAUGUGUGUCCAGCACCUCCAGGCCCACCUGACCACACCUGUGUUACUGCAGACUCAUCCUCUGACUGAACCCAUGGCUUUAUGUGGGAACACCAAAUGUUCUCAGCACGGCAAGCUCCUGGAGUACUACUGCUUGGACGACAUGACCUGUGUUUGUGUUUCCUGCGCCAUUGAGGACCAGCACCGCCUACACAAUAUGAAGACCUUCUCCACAGCCCACAAAGAGCUCCUGGAGAAGCUGAAAGCUGAGCAGCUGAUCUUACAGGAGAAAACAGACGAUGAGAAUGUGAGUCUGGAAAAGUGGGAGAAGAGUGAAAGAGGGAAGCUGGGUCGCUGCAGUGUGCGUCUGAUUGAGGCUGUGACUAAGCUGCGUGACAUCUCUCUGACCAGCGUCCAGAGCUCGGUCUCUGCUCGUAUGGUGUCCCUGAAAACCAGCAAGAGCAGCCUGGAAGCAGCACAGAAGGAGAAGGACACCUUCAGAUUCCUGCAGAUGUAUUCUCAGGUGCAUCAGGAUGUGGAGGAGGCCAAAGCUGAGGAUCUGAGUAAAGGGCUGGAGCCGGGCAGCCAUCGGGACAAACUGGUUGAGGAGAUGAGACAGAAUGGGGAGAAGAUGGUGAAGCAAGCGUCUCAUUUCUGGGGAUCAUUGCUGAUUCUGGUUGAUCCUGAGCACCACCAGGAGCUUGUUCCCACUGGUUCAGACCUGAUCUUUGAGCCACAGUCUCUGGGUCCUGGCAUGUCACUGCCAAAGACAACAGGAAGGUUUUCCACAGUCAGUGGAUGAAAUUUUGUUCUUCUAACUUGUUCCUCAUUAAGGGUACACUUCCUGUUCCUGACUUUAAGAGAUGGGUGAUCAGCAUUUCCAAAGACUGUGACUGGACCAUCAGUGUAUAUGACGACACUUAUGCAGCCAGUAUGGAGGAUGGA